GACCAAUACAUUAACGGGAUUGCAGUUUUGAAAGAUGAGACCUGGGUUAUAGAAACUAGCUUUAAAAAGAUUAAUAAUAGUUAACUGAAGAAAGGAAGAGUGGAGGAAAUUGGGAAAGCGAGUAGCAAGCGGCAGGAGGAAGAGAAGAGGUAAAGUUGUAAGAAACUGAUUGCAGUAUGAAAGCAGAGGGUUGAUUAAUUAAUGUGAAGAGGGGUUCUUGCUAUCUACCGUCUUCAAUACACUGCAGACUCACGUCCCGCCAUGCGCUUCGAUUUCUUCGAUGCAGCCUCAUCACUGCAGGGCACGUCAACCACCAUACUACCUCCACUGAAAAUUACCAUCACCGUUGAACCUAGUUCUUCACACCAAUGACAUUGAUGAAGUUCCACUACUCUCCACCAUUAUCGUUUGCUCUUCCUGCUAUGAGAGCCUAGUUGACUGUGAUACCAUAUUUAUGAACCUCCCAUAUCAACAUAAGGCUCAAUAAUCUUCUUCUGGAUCAAUGCCUCCUCCCAGCUGUGGAGACGGUGACCGGUCAAAUUUACCGGCUGGGGAAACAUUCAACUUUUUUAAGAUCAUCCGUCCCACUGACAUUCGAGAUGGAAAACUUCGGUUGCCACCAAAGUUUGUUAGGAAGUAUGGAAAGAAACUUUCAAACCCUGUACUCGUCAAGGUUCCAAAUGGCUCUGUUUGGAAAGUGGAAUUGAUGAAAUGUGAUGGUGGGGUUUGGUUACAAAAUGGUUGGCGAGAAUUCUCCAAGUAUUACUCUAUAGGUCAAGGACAUUUACUAAUAUUCAAAUAUGAAGGGUUUUCCCGUUUUCUUGUAAUUAUUUGUGAUAUGACAGCUUCAGAGAUAGAAUAUCCAUUCAGUGAGACAAGCCAUAAAGAUUCUGAUAAUGUCGUGGAAUUGGGAGCACACGUGGAGAUAGUUGAGAAUGAUGCCUCUGUUGAAAUCCUGGGUGAAUUCCCAAUGUGCCAGAAAAGUCACUGUGAAGAAUCCAUUGUCGUUGGAAAGUUGAAGGCACCUAAAGUAAAGGAAAUUGAAGAUGAUUUAUCUGUUGAAAUCCUAGAAGAUUUCCCCACAUGGCAGAAAACAAUGGGAAAACAGCCAUCACGAUUUCCCUGUUCUCAGAUGAUAAAACCUGAAUCUCCUAGUGAAACUGAGAUUGCUUCUGCUCUUCGAAAUCCAGUUAUGAACUUUCAACAGAAAGAUCUUCAAGCUAACGGGAUGAAACUGGCAGGGUCAAAGAGAGACUUGGAUGGGCAUAAAGUCAUGCAAGAUUUGGCAGGUGGACAUAGGUAUGUUAAAGAGGAAGACAAUGGAAGUAGAGACAUGGAGUGGAGAUCCCCACAAGCAAAGUUUCCAGAAGGGAGCAGGCCAGCUACUGUCAAGGAAGAACUCACAGCCCUCCCUUUCAAACCUGAAAACCCCUUCCAUAUAGUUACAAUGCGACCAUCUUAUGUUGGUGUUGGAUGUUCGUUGCGUAUACCAUUGAGAUCUAUCGAGGGUGUUUUUAGCAGAAAGCGUGGGGAAGUAACUCUUCAGGUUUCGGAUGGGAGAACUUGGCCUAUCAAAUACUCUGUUAGAGUAGGUGGAGCAAAUUUGGGUUCUGGUUGGAAGACAUUUGUGCUAGAUAAUCACUUGAAAGUUGGUGAUAUUUGCGUGUUCGAACAGAUUAAGGGCCUUAAUAAUUCACUGAAGGUUGUCAUGUUUCGAGCUUGUGAAGAUGGCACAAACUGUUUCCCAACCGUGCAGAAGUUGGAAAUUUGAAUCAGAGUAAAUGCUCCAUAUUUGUGGUUAAUGAGACUGGUAAGUCUGAUCGCAAAAUAGAACUUUGAAUUUUACCCCAUUUUGAAUCAGAGUAAAUGCUCCAUUUUGAAUCAACGAUAUAUUGUACUGGAGUUUGGUGGUAAAUCUGUCUUCUGUUCCUUUCCGCUCA
Molecule: messenger RNA, 1940 nt
Organism: Malania oleifera
Lineage: Eukaryota; Viridiplantae; Streptophyta; Magnoliopsida; Santalales; Ximeniaceae
Product: B3 domain-containing transcription factor VRN1-like
Exons: 6
Coding region: 503-1771 (422 amino acids)
Molecular function (GO): DNA binding
Source: RefSeq, a predicted model, not a curated record